AUGGACAGUGGACGCUUCUCCAUUAGUUUGGGAAAAGGCAUCAGCUUUUCAAGUAAUACGCCUUCUCUUCUUGCCUUUCCUUGGUCAUCUGAUAACGGAAGCUCUGAGGCGGGUUCUUCAGGGCAAAUGGCAAGAGGAUUUGAUGUGAACAAAUUCCCUUUAGUUGAAGAAGCAGAAGACGGUGGUGCUUUAUCUUCUUCACCUAACAACAGCGCGGCAUCUUCGUUCCAGAUGGAUUUUUGUAUGUACAGUGGAGGGCAUAAGAAAGAUUUUGGUAAUGGUAAUGAAACGGAGGGUGAGAGAGGUUCUUCAAGAUUUAGUGAUGAAGAUGAGAAUGGUUGCACUAGAAAGAAACUCAGGCUUUCUAAAGAGCAAUCUGCUUUUCUCGAAGAAAGCUUUAAAGAACACAAUACUUUUAAUCCUAAACAAAAGCUUGCCCUUGCAAAGCAACUUAAUCUUCGUCCACGCCAAGUAGAAGUUUGGUUUCAGAAUAGAAGAGCAAGGCAUUCAUUAAUAAUUUUGAUUAAGCUGUGAAGGCAAUAGAAA
Messenger RNA from Pistacia vera, 546 nucleotides. RefSeq names its product homeobox-leucine zipper protein HOX27-like. Lineage: Eukaryota; Viridiplantae; Streptophyta; Magnoliopsida; Sapindales; Anacardiaceae. The transcript has 3 exons. The coding region runs from base 1 to 534 and encodes 177 amino acids. Gene Ontology annotation, molecular function: DNA binding. The record is from RefSeq and is a predicted model, not a curated record.